AUGAGCGACCAAACGAUCCGAAAGCUGGCAGUCUUCCGGGCUCCAGGAUAUCCGUACCAAGAUGACAAGCUCACGGCUGGGCAGACUGGCGUCUGGUCGGACAUUAUCGACACGUGGAUGACUGAAGAAAUUAACGCCGAGUAUCGCGACGACGACGGCAACAUGCACCCCCUCCCUGGUCCGAGGAAGCGCGGCUGCGAUGGCAAGCCAAGAACCAAGCUGAAGCAGUUUUUCAACGGCCGCAUCACUCCGUAUAAUGUUGGCCAGAAGCCUACUCCCAUCACUUGGAUCGGAUUCCCGCGACUGAUCCAGAAGGAAACCAACACGGACCAAGAACGGUGGAAGGAGGCGGAUGCUCACCGCGACCGCCAAGAUGAGUAUCUCGAGUGGACAGUGAAGAGGGACGAGGACGGGAGAAUCGUAUCUGUAACGUUUACCUGCGAAGGGCCCGAGUACUGGGCCUUCUUGGCAGAUUAUGCCCCCAAGAAGAUGUUUUCCAUGUACCAGAGCUGCAACCCCGAGUUCGCCGACCAGAUGAAGCAGGAGGAUCUCUUUGGCCCCGAUGGGAAAUAUGAGCCAUACAACAAGUGGAACGGCGUCGUGAGGAGCGACCCCAAAAGUGCAGAUGACCUGAUCACGACGAACCCUGGCUGCAUCAUGCACCUGGCGCAGAAGAACAACACGCUGAGCGCCGAGAUUGACAUUGCCGCUCAGGGCACCGUGAUCCGUAAGAGAGAUGACGGGACGAUUAUCGUCGACCCGGUGGAGCUGUGCAACUGCUCGGCGUAUGGAAACCCGACGCGCAACUCGGAUCCCAAGAUUGGGUCGAUGAUCAACUCGCUGGUGGUCAAGGGUGCCAAGGUCUCGAUUGCCGACCCUGUGGCCAUCUAUAUGCGUGAGUUUGCGGCAUCCAAGUUCAUGCUGGACGUCGAUGGCACCGGCGAGAACCUGCAGCCCGUCCCCGCGGGCACCUUCACCUGGGUGCGCGGCGAUAUCAAGAAGUACAUGGGCCUGCGUCUGCACAUUCAGGUUCCCGACGGCAUCGUGGGCACGGGCGACAGCGCAGGGCGGCAGCUGACGGUGAGCGACCUGGUCGACACGAGCAACAGUCAGAAUGUGCUGCACGGCGCCCAGUUUGCCGACUACAUCACGAUGAGCGUCAACGGAGUGAUUAUCCCUGGCGGAGAGCCGGAGCCGGCGCAGGAAUGUCCCUGCAAGUGCAAGACGGAGGCCAAUGGAGAAGAUGAGGCUGUGAAGAUGAUGGCUUCAUCUGACGGGAUGGAGCGAUUCCAAGGCCGGAUGAGAGUGUAG
Messenger RNA from Trichoderma citrinoviride, 1311 nucleotides. RefSeq lists its product as hypothetical. Lineage: Eukaryota; Fungi; Ascomycota; Sordariomycetes; Hypocreales; Hypocreaceae. The transcript has 4 exons. The record is from RefSeq and is a predicted model, not a curated record. Bases 1 to 1311 code for a protein of 436 amino acids.